AAAAAAUAUUUAUUUGACAGUAAAAUAAAAUAGAAAAUAUUGAAUUUAAAGAAAAAGCGCGUGAGCGUUGAGCUAUAUUGGCGGCUCCUCUCUUUCUCCGUCAGUGAGGUUCGGACGGAGACACCAUUCUUCGGUGUCUCCAUCUCUCUCUCUCUCUGAAUCUCCAUUUUCAUCAGACAUGCCGCUCUUCAUCAAUUCUUCCUCCUGCUUCACCGCCACCACCACCGCCGCCGUUAACUCCUCCGAUCGGAAUUCCACUUUUCCCUCCAAUUCACGCAAACUUGCAACACCUCGCAUUCUCCACCUCCCUCAGAAUGAGAAAUUCAACGUCUCUGGAUUGUCUCUUAGUCACUCUAGCUGUGUAGUUAAAGAUAGGACCGUAUCAAAUGCAUUGGUGCGCGAUACGGUUGGACCAAAGGAAGAUGUGGCUAGUUCCUCUAGCAUUUUGGCAUAUGAUUUGAUUCAAGGGGCACUUGUGAGGUGGAGUUCUGUUAUGGACAGAUCUUUACCUGAUCCACCAACAGCUGUCUUUCUGCACGGGAUUCUUGGGUGCAGGAAAAACUGGGGAAGUUUUGCAAAGAGAUUGGCAAGAGAGUUUCCAAUGUGGCAGUUUCUUUUAGUAGACUUGCGAUGUCAUGGCGAUUCAGCAUCAAUGAAGAAGAGAGGUCCGCAUACUGUUGCAUCUGCUGCUCUUGAUGUUUUGAAACUGGUUCGGGAUCUAAGAAUAACACCUCGUGUGUUAGUUGGCCAUAGUUUUGGGGGAAAAGUUGUUUUGAGCAUGGUGGACCAAGCUGCAAAACCUCUUGCUCGACCAGUCAGAGCUUGGAUUCUGGAUGCAACCCCCGGAAAAGUUCGAGCAGGUGGAGAUGGAGAGGACCACCCAGCAGAACUCAUAUCCCUAUUAAAUACACUGCCAAAGGAGGUCUCUUCAAAGAAGGAUGUUGUCAAAGCUCUUAUUCAACAAGGGUUUUCCAAUGAUGUAGCACAGUGGGUUGUGACCAACCUUCGACCUACCAGCUCUCCUAACUCACGCUUCUCAUGGGUGUUUGACCUCAAGGGGAUAUCAGAAAUGUAUCAAUCCUAUGAAGAAACAAAUUUGUGGAAAAUUGUUGAAGAUGUACCUCGGGGUGUGCACAUAAAUUUUUUGAAAGCAGAGAGGAGCCUACACAGAUGGGCUCUUGAAGACCUUCAGCGGAUCCAUGUUGCGGAGGAGGUUGCUUCCGAGGAAGGAGGUGGAGUUGAAAUGCAUGUUCUUGAAGAUGCUGGCCACUGGGUACAUACCGAUAACCCAGACGGACUCUUCAGGAUACUGUCAUCCUCUUUCCAGGGAAACAGCAGGACGUGACUUUACUAGUAGUAAUUAUGUAUUUUCUAUUUUGUUCUUGGUGCAGUUGUCAUCACAGCUUGAUGUUAUCAAUUUUUUUUGUUUCCUAGUCAUUUUCACGUUCAUUUUUCUCCUGUUAUCACUUCUGCAUAUACUAUUAUUUUUUGCUCUCUUCUUGUGCAUCAUAUCUUGAGAGUUACUCUAUCAAUUAAAUCUCUCCAACACAAGUAGUUGGUACAUCA
Molecule: messenger RNA, 1566 nt
Organism: Trifolium pratense (red clover)
Lineage: Eukaryota; Viridiplantae; Streptophyta; Magnoliopsida; Fabales; Fabaceae
Product: abhydrolase domain-containing protein C22H12.03
Exons: 13
Coding region: 179-1345 (388 amino acids)
Source: RefSeq, a predicted model, not a curated record